Messenger RNA from Caenorhabditis remanei, 447 nucleotides. RefSeq lists its product as uncharacterized. NCBI's taxonomy places the organism in Eukaryota, Metazoa, Nematoda, Chromadorea, Rhabditida, Rhabditidae. Gene Ontology annotation, cellular component: cell surface. The transcript has 3 exons. The record is from RefSeq and is a predicted model, not a curated record. Bases 1 to 447 code for a protein of 148 amino acids.
AUGGCAAAGUUCGUAUUCCUUGGUCUCUUGCUCGUAGGAUCCGUAGCUUCUCUUGAUUUGAUUGGACGUACCCAAUCUGCUGCCGUCAAGGGAAAACUUAUGUGCGAAGGAAAGCCAGCAUCAGGAGUGAAAGUCAAGUUGAUGGAGUCUGACAACAGUUUCGCACCAGGAUUCCUCGAUAGCGACGACAAGAUGGCAUCUGGAAAGUCUGACUCGAGCGGAGGAUUCAACUUGAGCGGAACCUCCAAGGAACUCACUGGAAUCGAGCCAUACUUGGCUGUUUUCCACGACUGCAAAGACGGAAUUACACCAUGCCAACGUGUCUACCGUGUCAAUAUUCCAAAAUCAUACACCAACAGUGGAAGCUCUGCCAAAAAAACCUAUGAUGCUGGAGUCAUUGAACUGGCCGGAAAGUACCCAGGAGAGAGCAGAAGCUGCCUGAACUAG